AUGUCUCGCCGUGUUAUACUCCGUAUCCGUAAUCUGUACUCUGCACGAAUUAUUCGUACAUCAAGGACGAAGCAGGUGGGCGGCGGCCUCGGAGCGCCGUGUUACCGCAAGACUACUCCGUCCAAAAGCGGGGAGAGCAAAGGGAUAUCCACACUGGCGGAGGAUGUCUCAAAACUAGAGUCAAAGAAAGACAAUGCCAGUGGCAACUUUCAAGGUGGCCAGGGCGUGACGGCGCUGGUCCUUACCCCUGGAACGUUGGCUAGCAGGAGGCCCGGCUUGCCUGGAUAG
Molecule: messenger RNA, 288 nt
Organism: Cordyceps militaris CM01
Lineage: Eukaryota; Fungi; Ascomycota; Sordariomycetes; Hypocreales; Cordycipitaceae
Exons: 1
Coding region: 1-288 (95 amino acids)
Source: RefSeq, a predicted model, not a curated record